Molecule: messenger RNA, 249 nt
Organism: Brenthis ino (lesser marbled fritillary)
Lineage: Eukaryota; Metazoa; Arthropoda; Insecta; Lepidoptera; Nymphalidae
Source: the annotation of a GenBank genome assembly
AUGCAAAUUCGAAGACUUCGACAUGUUCAUGGUCAAUUUGGGAUUUAUGGGCAGGAAGAGGUAGAAAUUCUUGAAGAAAUGAAAUUUAUUAGAUUAUACGAUGAAAAUGUAGAUCUGAUAUUACAGAAGAGAAAAGAAUUUGAAUUCAACGUAGAAAUCGAAAGAACACUAGAAAUUUGUCGAGAAUUAUGUCGCGAAGAAGUUCCAGAUGAUAAUCAAGAAAAAAGAGAUGUAGGAAAAUUUCCUGAU